Sinocyclocheilus rhinocerous is the source of this 849-nucleotide messenger RNA. RefSeq names its product neuroligin-3-like. The annotation marks the transcript as partial. Gene Ontology annotation, molecular function: neurexin family protein binding. The transcript has a single exon. The record is from RefSeq and is a predicted model, not a curated record. Gene Ontology annotation, cellular component: membrane. NCBI's taxonomy places the organism in Eukaryota, Metazoa, Chordata, Actinopteri, Cypriniformes, Cyprinidae.
UUCAUCCACACCAAGGCAAACCGUUUUGAAGAAGUGACAUGGCCCAAGUACAGUCCUCAUGACCAGCUAUAUCUGCAUAUUGGGCUGAAGCCUCGUGUUCGGGAUCAUUAUCGAGCUACUAAAGUGGCCUUCUGGAAGCACCUAGUACCUCACCUGUACAACCUGCAUGACAUGUUCCACUACACAUCCACCACCACACGGGUCCCACCUCUUCUGACCACACACAGCUCUCACAGUGGCACACUGCGCCCAGGGGGCAACAAGGCUCGUACCCCUGGCAAACAGCCUCCCCAGUCCACUGCACGCAGUGGGCCACUAGUCAUUGCCAAUCCGCGUGAUUACUCCACAGAGCUGAGCGUUACGAUUGCUGUUGGUGCUUCACUUCUCUUUCUCAAUGUCUUGGCCUUUGCUGCGCUCUACUAUCGCAAGGACAAAAGGAGUCGACAGGACACACCCCCUCAGCCUGCAACUCAGCGCCAGACCUCGCCCAAUGACCUCAGCUACACGCCCACCUCCAUCUCAGGGGGUAACCAAGAGGAGGGGUCACUGUGCGACCCGCUCCGUUUGACCCCGGCAUCAUCUCCGCGGGAUUACGCCCUCACGCUGCGCCGCUCACCGGAUGACAUCCCACUCAUGACACCCAGUUCUGUCGCCAUGACACCAAAUAGUGGCACUAUGACACCCAACACAGUAACCUUGACGCCCAAUAGUGUUACCAUGACGCCCAACACCAUUACUAUGUCACCCACUUCUUUGAUGGGGUAUCCCAGCAUGCACCCUUACAACACUUUCACACAUGGAUACAACUCCACCAGCCUGCCCCACCCACACUCCACAACACGUGUAUAA